AAUGUAAAAUUGUAUAUUAAAUUAUUUCAGAUAUUAGUGCUCCGAAACCGAACCGAAACCGCAAUGGAGUCUAAUUAUAAUGUUAUUCUGCUGCCCAUUAUAACAGCCGUAAUGCUCUCCUAUAAUCGGCCUGUGACUUUGGACGAGAUCGCCGAUGGAGUUAUUUCACUACUCAGCUCGCAGCGGGAGAAAUUUAGCUCUAUUGCCUCGACUAGUCUGGAGGGCACAUCCGAUUCUAGUUAUGCUAAAAUAUUACCUGCGCAAAGAAGAAAGAAGUGAUUAUUUUGACGCCAUUAAAAUUUUACACUUACAUAUAUUUGGGACACGAUGAAGAUUUUGUAUAUUUUUACGAUUUUAUAAAUGGAACCCAUAUAUUAAAGAGAACAAAAAAUAUUAAA
Molecule: messenger RNA, 398 nt
Organism: Drosophila innubila
Lineage: Eukaryota; Metazoa; Arthropoda; Insecta; Diptera; Drosophilidae
Exons: 1
Coding region: 64-279 (71 amino acids)
Source: RefSeq, a predicted model, not a curated record